Messenger RNA from Macadamia integrifolia, 1638 nucleotides. Its product is annotated as peroxisome biogenesis protein 22-like. The transcript is spliced from 9 exons. Lineage: Eukaryota; Viridiplantae; Streptophyta; Magnoliopsida; Proteales; Proteaceae. Gene Ontology annotation, biological process: peroxisome organization. The record is from RefSeq and is a predicted model, not a curated record. Bases 303 to 1136 code for a protein of 277 amino acids.
UUUUUCUAGGCUCGACUCUCGAGCUCGAAAGAAGAAGAAAGGGAAGAGAGAGAGAGAGAGAGAGAGAGAGAAAGAGAGAGAGAGAGAGAGAAACCGGAGAAAUUUAUAGCUCAAAAAUUCCUCCACCCGGCGGCAGCUUCUCUUUCAUCAAUCUAUCCUUAACAGAAGAAAAUACAAACAGUUCCAUUCCGUUGUAGAAGUUUUACCCGCGUAAUUUGCAGUAGAAAGCAUGGCGGAUUCGAGUGUUUUUGGGGUUUAUCUGAGACGGUAAAGCUAAGGACGACUACGUUUGGAGUUCCGCCAUGGAUGAUUCAUCUAAAGAUGACUUGGUUCAGCUGCUCAAGAGAUUAGGCGAAUACCUUACCAUUAAGAUGUCCAAUCUCUUCUCGAUCUCCCCAAAUAAUCUGAGUACUCGAAGCGUUGGGUUUGGGGUUAUUGUGGGGCUUACUAUUGCUAUAGUUUUUACUUGGAGGUUGAUGAGAACUCCCCCCACACAACGAAGAAGACAACCCAAACGUCAGACCCAGAGACCUAGUAGUUCGGGAGUCAAUCAUACUGGUGCAGUUUUAGCAGCUUCUGGAGUGAAUUCGUCUUUAGAGGAUUCAAGAACUCAAAAUGUAAUUAAUGAGUUCUUCCUGCCAGUAAAGCCGACACUUGGGCAAUUAGUUAGACAAAAAUUGAGUGAAGGAAGGAAGGUUACAUGCCGGUUGCUUGGUGUAAUCCUCGAGGAGAGUAGUCCAGAGGAGCUUCAGAAACAAGCAACUGUGAGGUCUUCUGUGCUUGAAGUGUUGCUGGAGAUCACAAAGUUAUGUGAUCUUUACCUCAUGGAAAGAAUACUGGAUGAUGAAAGUGGGGAAAAGGUUCUUUUGGCGUUAGAGAAUGCUGGGAUUUUCACUUCUGGUGGUUUGGUUAAAGAUAAGGUUCUCUUCUGUAGCAUAGAAAAUGGCAGGACGUCAUUUGUUCGACAACUAGAACCAGAUUGGCAUAUUGACACAAAUCCUGAGAUUAUCUUUCAGUUGGCUAGAUUCAUCAAGUAUCAGCUUCACAUAUCUCCCAAUAGAGCUGAACGUACUGCUUCUAAUGUAUUCACCUCCCCAACAUUGGAGCAGUUUUUUGGAUUCACAGACCGAAAUUAAUUCAUAAUAAAUAUACUUAAACUGGACUGAACCCUUGGCCUCAUAGGCAAUAUUCUGCAUUCUGCAUGCGUCAGUGCUUAAAUGCUUCCCCUUUGUUCUGGUUGCUGCUCAAAGUAAUUGGAAGAACAAUCACAAACCAAUGUGCUUGGAGCUGUGUUCCGGUUGCUGGCUACCGAGAUAAAAGACCUGGAAAAUAAUUUGCACUAUUUCGGAGGAAGAAGUUUUUGAUAUUUGUUAAAUUGUCCACCACAUUAACUCCUUUGAAACUUGAGAAUUUUGGCUAUGAAUGUUUUAUUUGAGGAUGUAAUUACGGAGACUUGGGCUGAUUUGCUGGCGCUACUUCUUGUGAUGAUUUAGGCGAGAAACAUAUUCAAGAAAAUGUCAUAUGCAGCCCUGUAGGUGUUGAUUAACUCAUAAGGGUGUGGUUUUAUUAGAGAUAGAAAAUGUAGAAUUCAAAACUGAAUCGAUUUAGUUCAGUUCAAUUUCAGUUUUUAUUUGGUUC